CGCGGGGGACGGAAGUGACGUCAGGAACACUUUAACAAAGUUGGUGGCGCUCGACGCUCGGCUGGGGACGUGCGGCGGCGUCUUUUUUUAUUUUCUCGCUCCCCUCCCGCGCGUUAAGCUAUCGAACAAGAGGCAGCGAGCAAAUAACAAACAACGACGCACGGGACUACGAAGCGUUCGUGUUGUUGUGUGUGAGCGAAAAAGAAAAGAUCUGUAAAGUAAAAAAAAAUGACGUCGAAGGUGUCUGGGAGUUUGGAAAUAUCGAAGAAGAAUCCGCACGAUGACUUCGAGCUCAUUCAGAGAGUUGGCAGCGGCACCUACGGGGACGUGUACAAGGCAAGAAAUGUACAGAGUGGAGCACUCUCAGCCAUCAAGGUCAUCAAGCUAGAAUCUGGGGACGACUUCACCGUGAUCCAGCAGGAGAUAAUCAUGAUGCAGGAGUGCCAGCACAUCAACAUCGUCGCCUACUUUGGCAGCUACCUCAGGUGGGAUAAACUUUGGAUCUGCAUGGAGUACUGUGGAGGUGGCUCCCUGCAGGACAUUUACCAUGUCACAGGGCCGCUGUCUGAACGUCAAAUCGCCUACGUCAGCAGGGAAACUCUCAAGGGUUUGGCCUACCUCCACAGUAAAUGUAAAAUGCACAGAGACAUCAAGGGAGCGAAUAUUUUGUUGACUGAUCAUGGGGAGGUGAAGCUCGCGGAUUUUGGAGUCUCUGCACAGAUAACAGCCACAAUUGCCAAGAGAAUGUCCUUCAUUGGCACGCCGUACUGGAUGGCACCGGAGGUGGCGGCCGUGGAGAGGAAGGGUGGAUACAACCAGCAGUGUGACGUGUGGGCCGUGGGCAUCACUGCCAUCGAGCUGGCCGAGCUGCAGCCGCCCAUGUUUGAUCUCCAUCCGAUGCGGGCACUGUUCCUCAUGUCCAAGAGCAAUUUCCAACCUCCCAGGCUCAAGGACAAGGUGAAGUGGUCAGGAAUUUUCCACAAUUUUAUCAAGCAGUCUCUGAUUAAGAACCCAAAGAAGAGACCAACCGCAGACAAACUCCUGCAGGAUCCAUUUGUGAUUCAACCUCUGAACCGAUCGCUGGCCACUGAGCUGCUGGAUCAGAUGAAGUCACCGGCUCCUCCCAGGAACUUCUACGAUGAUGAGGAACCCGAACCUCCUGCCGCUGUUCCCCAGAGGAUAUCCUCAAUUGCCAAGAAUUCCCGGGCAGAGAAGACUCGCUCUGAGCUGGACUUUGAUCAGUUGAGAUUUCAGCCUCCGAUUCCCAAGAUAACAGCACCGCAGUACAUGGAGGAAAAUCAUCGGGGCUUUUCAGAUCAAUACGCCCCAGCCAGAGGCCAUCAAAGAUUUCAGCAGGGUGCAGAAGAUGAUGAUGAUGGUGGAACGCUGAAGAAAAUCCCCCCUCCUCUUCCACCAAAGCCUUGGUGCAAGAGCCCCAUGGAUGACAACAGCGAGGGCUCGGGCACCAUCAAGCAGCGGCCUGCAGCGCCGUCCCCGGCACGGUCCGACGAGCGCUACCCUCCCGUGCCCCGGCAGAAACCCACGAGCCCGCCUCCGGCGCAGGGCUAUGGCCCAGCCCCGGUGCCGCCUCCGCGCGUCUCCCAAGUUGGGCAGUCGGCCUCGCCCAUGCAGCAAAACCGACCCAAGUACAACGUCCAUACCCCGCCGCUUCCACAAGUCGUGUCGCCCAGCAAGCCCGGACAGCCCUUGCCCGCACCACGCCAGCGAUUCCACAGCCCGCCGCCGCCACCACCCCCACACAACAUGGGCAGGAACGGGCGGCCCACCCCCGCGGUGCGGCGCUCCAAUAGCGCAUCGCCACCUCCGCGGCCACCGCUGCCGGACCUGGUGAGCGGAGCCGGGGGUUCGGCCGGGCGCCGUUGCUCCGCCGAGGUCCUCUCCACCACCGACCACCUGCAGCGGAUCAACAUGGGCCAUCACAACGCGCUGGAUGGAAGUACCGUGGCGGAGAAGCAGGACGUGAGCCGUACUAGCAACUGCGCACCGCUGGACCCUCUGCCAAAGUCGUCGAAUUUGCUUGCCAAUGGACUGCCACCAACACCAAAAGUGCAUAUGGGGGCUUGUUUCUCCAAAGUGUUUAAUGGAUGCCCGCUGAAGAUACAUUGUGCAACAUCCUGGGUUCACCCAGAUACAAGAGACCAGCAUCUGAUAUUUGGUACGGAAGAAGGCAUCUACACGUUGAACCUGAACGAACUGCACGAAGCGACAAUGGAACAGUUGGUUCCACGGAGAUGCACAUGGCUGUACGUGAUGAAUAAUUUUCUAAUUUCUCUCUUGGGGAAGACCUGCCAGCUAUACUCGCACAAUCUGAUGUGGCUGUUCGAUAACACGCGGAAAGAGCAGAGAUUGCCUGGACUGUCGGACAUGCUGCACGCCAGGAGAUACCCUUCAAACAGAAUACCGGAGACCAAGGGAUGCCAGAAAUGCUGUGUUGCCAACAACCUUUACACGGGAAACACGUACCUGUGUGGUGCUCUCACGUCAAGUGUGGUGCUGCUACAGUGGUACGAGCCAAUGCAGAAGUUCAUGCUGGUCAAGCAUUUUCACUUCCCGCUGCCCAACCCGCUGAAGGUGUUUGAGAUGCUCGUGGUACCCGACCAGGAGUUCCCACUCGUGUGCGUGGCCGUGGGGUGUGGCAUCGAUCAGGGCCAAGACCUGCGCUUCGAGACCAUCAACCUCAACUCUGCCUCUUCCUGGUUCACGGAACUCGGCUCUGGCAGUGCCCAGCUGGAAGCUAUCCACCUUAGCCAGCUGGAGAAGGACACAGUGGUGGUUGCCAUAGACAAGAGUGUAAAGAUAGUCAACCUUCAUGGAAAGCUGAAGUCAAACAAAAAACAAGCCUCUGAGCUGCACUUUGACUUCCAGAUCGAUUUCAUAGUGUGUCUGCAGGACAGUGUUCUCGCCUUCUGGAAACACGGCAUGCAGGGCAAGAGCUUCAAAGCCAACGAGGUUACCCAAGAGAUCUCGGACCACACGAGGGUAUUUCGGCUGCUCGGAUCGGAAAGAGUGGUCGUGCUGGAGAGCAGGCCUACAGAUCAUCCGACGGCGCACAGUAACCUCUACACAUUGGCGGGGCACGAGAGCUCCUACUGAGCAAGGCACUCGCGACUCUUCACUGCUUGCCGGGCUGCCUGACACUCCGUGGGGACACCUCUGGAAUGCGCCUCCAGACUUCUGGGCCGGGUUGAAGCCUCCUAUCCUGCCCCUCGAGCCAUUCAUUAUUUCAGUGGCUUUUGUAGAAAUGUGCAGAAGCACCGACUCCCUAAAAAAAUGCUUCCUGUUUUUAAGUAGGUGUGGGAAACUGUUUAAACAAAGGGAAUACUGUAUACAGUAGUAGUAAUUAUAAUAACGAUGUUUUUGUAAUGACGUUGACAUCAUUGAUUGUUUCCUACAUGUAAAACACAGCCAUUUCGUAUAGGUACAAGAGGUUGAUGAUUCUUCGGAUUUCCAUCGGCAAAGGCUCCAGCUGGGGUGUCCAAAUGUUUUACUAUCUUUGGUGCAUCUUGGUUUUAAAACAUAUAUCUGCUUGGAGAUGAUGUUUGGGUCAACGUGACCGUUUCUGUCAUUCAUGGACACACAAUCUCAAAGAUGUGAGGUUUGAUUUUCAUUGUACCCUGCAGAGAUUUCUAAUACCGGUACAGAAUCAUGUGUGCGCUGUGUCCCAUCUGAGCCUACAGAGUCGGCUGCAUUUCUUUUCACACCUUGUGGAAAAUGUUUGCGAUGUAUUCCGCUUUACAAUAUGUGCCACGCUCGAGUUUUAAAGCUCCAUUUUUAUACGUGGACGCAAACUAUUCAACUGCCGAGUGAUUUCCGUGGUAAGGCACGUUUAAUUAACGCAUGACACUAAAACAUUCCACUGACAAGUGGUCUCUGUAAUCGGACAUGAAUUCCCAGCAUUUUGACUGAAACUGUUAAGGGCUUUAAGUGUUUCCUACCACACCAAAGCCGUCGCACUCCCGUGUUUGAGUUACACCGCUGCCUCAAUUUUGGUGAACUUGUGCACUCUACUCUGGCAAGGAGCUUUGCUUCUUAAAAGGUUCAUCUCGUUGAAACGUAGCGGCGUUCUGUGUUCAUAGAAUUUAGAUAAGUUAAAGAUGAAAACGAGAAUGUAAUAUCUGAUAUUUUUAGACACAUUUAGCCUACAUAUGUAAAAAAGUAACGCUUAAAAUGUUUAUACUAACCGCAAUUCAAAUGUGUUUGUUUCCUUUAAAGCUUGGUCUCCCACGUAAGGACUCUACCGGUUAUUUAAUCAAUCUGGAUGUUCCGCUACGACCUUGGCACUUUACAAAUGUAAGCCCAGCCCCAUUAAAUGCGUCCUUGAGCUGUGUUUUUUUUAGACUCCCUCUCCAUAGUUAUGAUUCAAGCCGUUAAUGCGCGCCGUUGGCAUUGAUGUGCAAAUUUUCUACGGGGGCGGAUGUCGUUCUUUGCACUGCAAUUGCCGUCGGCGAAUUAUUUGGGCGGAACCACCUGUCACAGGUGCCACCUCUGCCGAGGGCUUUCAUUCUAAAACCCCGGUAAGAAGUUGCAAUUGAAAACCUAUUUUAUCGUAUGCGCACUUAAGCGUUUCAAUCUUGUGCCUUUAGAUUGGCGAAAGCUAAGCGAUGUUUUUUUUUUGAAAUCGUGAAACCCUUUCUGCACGAAGAUGUAAAGAUACCUACGUCCGUACACUCCCAGUUACAAGUGGUACAAUUUGUAGAAGGUGUGAGUGUGCGUAGGUGCGCGUCCACCUACACACCCUGGGCCUUCUGGUGGCCUGUUGGUGCACAGACAGACGUGGGUGUGAUGCCGUGACGCUGAGCUACCCCAUGCCGUUUUAAAGUCUCCGUUUCAAGUUUGCCGACUUGCUGUGAGCAGUGAAACAACGCACAUCACUUGUCAAAUCUGUGCCCUCUAUUUGAUUGCUGCCCAUUGUCCAGAAAUGAAACCCGCUACUCUGUCCGUAGAUACUUUGAAACGGCGUGCAGGGGAAUAAAAACACGUGGCUUGAAUAAACAGGUUGUGCCAGGCUCGGUUAAAAUUGAUCGGCGAGCAACACGUUUUCAGUUCGAUUGUUUAAUUUGAGAACCUCAUUGAAAAUGACCGGUGAUGGUUGAAGUCGAUUUGUAUUUCUUACUCAACGCGCAAACGGAUUGCUAUUCACUGUGGAAAGGUUUGAUUGAUGUGCCACUGCUUUUUUUAACGAAGUCUACUUAUAGCUUGGACAAAUCUGAAUAAACUGGUAACCUGGGGUUUAGCGACGCAUUGCUUUUUGGGUCAUUUAAAUUAAAGUGCAAAUUAUGUUGUGGGAAAACACUUUGAUACAUUUGUAAGUGGACUCGGUUCUUCUAACUGAUACUGUGGCCAUGCCAUCGUCAAUGUGUAUUGAUCAUUGUCAUUGAUGGCACCACAGAAUGUAAUAUUUAAACCUCUGACUCUGACCUCCGACCUUUAACCAUUUUCACGGGAAAGAGGCCUCCUGCUCGUGCCUUUUUGUUGAUGGGUGCAGUCAGAAUUCGGCGACUCGUGCCCCACAACUCAUGUCCCGAAGUGCUGACUUAAGGAGAUCAUCAGCAGCUGUGCAUUUGCCUUGGGCAUAACCCCAUAUUUAAAUGAGCUGCAUCAGUGUCAUAAACCAGUGUUAAAACAGAACAACACCAAACUAGACGGCAUACGCACGCCUUAAUUUGUUCCCAAUUUGGGAGUCUACGUGAGAUAUAAACCAGAGCUUCGUGAGAGUUUGUAUUAUUUAUGAAUGUGCCCGUGUGUAGUGUGCUAUUUGUGCAUCAUUUGGCUUGUGCUUUGAAAUGCGCGUAGUUGGACAACCCGAUUCGGAUGUGGGUCUCUCAGAGAACUGUGCAGGAGUGUAGCGCCUUCCAUCGCUGCACUUCAGGUGCGAUGCAUGUCUUAAGAUUCCCACGUGAAAAGCGCAAUGUAAUGUUUCGUGUGUACGUCUCAACGUAGUUUCGGAACUGUAAAUACUACGUGCUUUCAACUGCGUAUAUUUUUAUCUUUUUUUUGCUAAAGGAGAGUAAUAACAAUAGAAAGUAAAUUUUAGAUAUUUAGUUAUGUUUGCCAACUUUUCUACACUAAUGUGUGUAAUGUUAUGCUUGACGUUUAUUGUGUCCGUGCAAUGGUGGGGUGCUUUGAAUUGUGGCCGUUUAACAUGCGUUGUAUAUUAAACUUGGUGUUACGUUUAAGAUUCCCAUGAUGUGUUACUUACGAGCAUUUGCCCAGACUGAUUUUACUGAGCGAAACGGCUGCAGCUCUCCUACGCUUUUGUUCAUUUUUAUUCGUCUGUAAAUCGUUAUCUUUGUCAUUAUUCUGCUGUCCUAUUAAGGCGAUAUACUGUGACUCGUGUAACACUUUACACCGCCUUUUAUAACAAUAUAUACAUGCGGUGUCAGGGACCAUUCGAGACAACGGCUGUUAAAUGUCUAUCUCUGCUUCCUGGCAAGAGAGCUUCUACUGCAUUGCGUUCGGCUGUCUUUCUGCACUGCUUCAAUAGCAAGCUUCACUUGUAUCUUACGGGUGGGUGGGACUAAUAUCAGUUCUUUAAACUCAAGAAACGUGCAUCGAAUCGCGUGUGUAAGAUUAAAUGUUCCUUGGUUUGUAUAUACGUUGUACGUAACGGGGGUCACGUGACAUACAGCCGCUACAUUGACCGUGAUGUAAAAAAAAACACCCGGUUAUUGAAUCAAAUCGCGACUCGAAAUCGUGAGAAUUGAUUGAAUCGGCAGGGCCGCUAGGGUGCUAGUGGAUUUGUUAAAUGGUCUCAUCACAAUGCCUUCAGCUUUUACUCUUGAGCAGUUUUUAAAGGUAUCAAUUUUGUUUUAUCAUGUAUGUUCACUUCACGUGUUUCCCAAUAUCACACGGCUACUUGCUCCCACAAAGCAACUUGUAAAGCACGUAUCGAUUUUUUUAAAUGAAAUAAGAGGUUUGUUUUGCCCAAGGAUUUGAAAAAAAACCCUGCCUUUUGUAUUCCUAUAGAGGUAUAAAACCUUGCGUCUCUUAAAUAAAUGAUGCUAACUUUUGUAUGUGUAUAUAAUGGUAUGAAUAAAGAAUUACAAAUUGC
Molecule: messenger RNA, 7072 nt
Organism: Petromyzon marinus (sea lamprey)
Lineage: Eukaryota; Metazoa; Chordata; Hyperoartia; Petromyzontiformes; Petromyzontidae
Product: mitogen-activated protein kinase kinase kinase kinase 5-like
Biological process (GO): intracellular signal transduction; protein phosphorylation
Cellular component (GO): cytoplasm
Molecular function (GO): ATP binding; MAP kinase kinase kinase kinase activity
Source: RefSeq, a predicted model, not a curated record